AUGGACGCAAAAAGCUUGCAGUCCAUCUUGGAUGCCCAGGCCAGGAUGCAGCAGGAGAUGCAGAUGCAAAUGUUCACCGAACAGCAGAGAAUGUUCGCUAAACUCGUCAGUCGCAUGAAAGGAAUGGUGUAUGGCUCACAUUUGACCGCUCCAGCGUCUCCAAUCAACGUAGCCGAGUUCGCGAUGAACUCGCUGUCAACGCACUUACCCGAAUUCGUGUACGAUCCCGAUACUAGUUACACCUUCGAAAUCUGGUGCAAUCGCGAUGAAGACGUCAUAUCCAGAGACGGCGCUGUAAUAGAUAAAGCUGCAGAAGCUCGACGCCAUCAUAUACGCUCGCUUCACAAGCCACAUUCUUCCGAAAAGAGCCUGAGGUACCGCUGA
Haemonchus placei is the source of this 384-nucleotide messenger RNA. NCBI's taxonomy places the organism in Eukaryota, Metazoa, Nematoda, Chromadorea, Rhabditida, Trichostrongylidae. The record is from the annotation of a GenBank genome assembly.